Elgaria multicarinata webbii is the source of this 3314-nucleotide messenger RNA. RefSeq names its product NACHT, LRR and PYD domains-containing protein 3-like. Gene Ontology annotation, cellular component: cytoplasm. The record is from RefSeq and is a predicted model, not a curated record. Gene Ontology annotation, molecular function: protein binding. The coding region runs from base 1 to 3258 and encodes 1085 amino acids. The transcript has 11 exons. Lineage: Eukaryota; Metazoa; Chordata; Lepidosauria; Squamata; Anguidae.
AUGGACAUGGACAAAAAAGUGAGACAAGCCCUCUAUCAUGCCUUCCAAGAACUCCUUGAAGAUCAAUUUAAAGAAUUUAAAUGGAGACUACCAGCCACUGACAAUGAUGAAAAAAGCAAAAUCCCCAGAGGUCUGCUGGAGAAAGCUGAGAAACAAGAUGUUGUAGAUCUCAUGUGUAGCUGUUAUGGAGAAGAUCGUGCUCUAAGUGUAUGUAUUCAUGUCCUUGAAGAGAUCAGUGUGAGAGAUGUUGCUGCAAAACUCAAAGAAGCAGUACAGCAAGAUGCUGGUCCUCACCAAGUGACUGAAAUAACAGAUUACAGAAUCCAUAUUAAAACAACAUUUCAAACAAUGAAAGACCCUAAUUCUCGCCUUGGGGAAUAUGUGCACCUAAAUGAGAGAUAUUCAAAGCUAAUCAUCAUAGGUAACCACCAUCCCGAAAAGGAGAGAGAACUUGAAAUCAAGGCCUCAGGAUGGGAACAUGAUAAAAUCAUGAAAGAGAGAGCCAGUUCUUCUACCACCACUGAAAAGCUAUUUAAGCCUGACAAAUAUGGACUGAUUCCACAAGUCGUUAUUCUACAAGGAGCUGCAGGAAUUGGAAAAACAACGACAGCAAGAAAAAUCAUGUUUGACUGGGCCUCUGAACAGCUUUAUCAAGACAUGUUUGAUUAUGCUUUCUAUAUUCAUUGCAGGGAGAUGAACUUCUGUACUGAGGAGAAGAGUAUUGUAGACAUAAUGUUGAAAUGGUUGCCCAGUGAUCAUGAAGUUAAACAUAAAGCUAAAGAGUUAGGUAAAGAGAUAUUGCAGAAUCCAAAGAAACUCCUAUUCAUAAUUGAUGGGUUUGAUGAAUUAAGAUUUUCCAUCGAUCAGCCGGAAGAUUGCCUUUGCACUGAUCCCUGGAGGAAGGAGCCGAUGGAAGUCCUUCUGAGCAGUUUAUUUCGGAAAAAACUUCUUCCUGAAUCCUAUCUGAUAAUUACAACAAGACCAACAGCCCUGGAGAAAAUCCAUCAGUACUUGCAGUGCUCACGUUAUGCUGAGAUCCUGGGAUUUUCGAUGGAGGACAGGGAGGAAUAUUUUCACAAAUUCUUUCAGAAUGAAGACCGAGCAACACGAGCUUUCAGACAUGUAGAACAAAAUGAUACUCUGUUCACGAUGUGCUUAAUUCCCCUUGUGUGCUGGAUCAUCUGCACAGUGAUGAAAGGACAGAUGGAAAGAGGUGAAGAUCUUGGGAAGGCAUCAAAUACACUCACUGCAGUCUAUAUGCAAUAUCUCUACAGUUUGUUCAAGUACCAUCACGGCCAAUCAAAGGAAAAUUUCCAAGUAAACUGGAAAGGUUUAUGUUCUUUAGCUGCUGAUGGAAUCUGGAAACAGAAAAUUCUAUUUUGGGAAGAAGAAAUCAAGAAGCACGGCUUAGAUCAGGAAGACUCCCUCCCUCUCUUUCUGAAUGAGAACAUUUUCAAAAGGGAGGUUGAAUGUGUUUGUACCUACAGCUUCAUUCACUUAAGCUUCCAGGAGUUUUUCGCUGCUUUACAUUAUGUACUAGAGGAAGGAGAAGGGCAGAGAUCAGAAAAAACUAAUCGAGAUGUGAGGAUACUGUUAAAAUGCUAUGAGAAUUCAAGACAUAAUUUUGAAGUAACAGUGCUCUUCAUCUUUGGUCUUUUAAAUGAAGAGGAAAGAAUGAAAGUCUUGAAAGAAAUGUUUGGAUGGAAAAUUUCACCUAAGAUUAAAGACGUUUUACUGGAAUGGGUGAAAAAAAUCACCAAAAACAGGAGAAUUGGUAACUCUACAUUAGUAGCACCAAUAUUCUGGUGUUUGUAUGAGAUCCAGGAUGAAAAUUUUGUAAAACAGGCAUUGGAUCAUAUAACUGAAUUAUACUGCUUUUCUUCAUCUCAGAUGGAAAUAAUGGCCAUGGUGUAUUGUCUAGAGCACUGUUAUAGCUUGGAGUGCUUUGACUUAUUUGGUUUUCGUUAUUGGGGGAAAAUAGACGAAGAUGAUGAAGAAUUCUGUUCAGAACUACAGUUAGAUAAUGAAACUCACCAGAAUCAUAAAGAAAAUCUGGAACGGCUCUGCACAGCAAUGAAGUCUCCAAGGAGUAACUUCAGGAAACUGAGGUUUCAGCAUUGUGAUCUGACAGCAGCAUGUUGUGGGGAUCUCGCCUCUAUUCUUAGUACCAGCCAGACCCUGACAGAACUGUAUUUGGAAAGAUGCCUUUUGAAGGAUUUUGGACUCUCUCUGCUGUGUUCAGGGUUAAAACACCCUAAUUGCAGACUGCAGAAGCUCAGGUUUCAGUUAUAUGAUCUGACAGCAGCAUGUUGUGGGGAUCUCGCCUCUGUUCUUAGUACCAACCAGACCCUGAGAAAAUUAGCAUUUUCCCUAUGCCCUUUGAAAGAUUCUGGAGUUCAUCUACUGUGUACAGGGUUAAAACACCCCAACUGCAGACUGCAGAAGCUCACGUUUUAUGAAUGCCACUUCACAGGAGCUUGUUGUGGGGAUCUUGCCCAAGUUCUCACUGAAAACCAGAGCCUGCAAAAGUUAAGCAUAACUACGAAUCAAAUAGAAGACACCGGAGUGAAAGUGCUGUGUGAAGGGCUCAAGCAUCCAAAGUGUAAUCUACAGGUGCUGCACUUGGCUUAUUGCUCUUUGACAGUGGCUUGUUGUGGGGAUCUUGCCCAAGUUCUCGUUGAAAACCAGAGGCUGAAGGAAUUAGAUCUGUCUGGCAAUGAACUAGAAGAUGGAGGAGUGAAGCUGCUCUGCGAGGGACUAAGACAUCCAAACAACAACAUAAGGAAUCUAUCCGUGGUGAAUUGCUCUUUGACAGCAGCAUGCUGUGGGGAUCUUGCUGAAGUUCUUACUGUAAACCAGAGGCUGAAAGAAUUAAGUCUGUUUCAGAAUGAAAUUGAAGAUGCAGGAGUGGAAGUGCUGUGUGAGGGGCUAAAACAUCCAGACUGUAAACUAGAGGAGCUGGACUUGAUAUUUUGCUCUUUGACAGGAGCCUGUUGUAGGGCUCUUGCUGAAGUUCUUACUGAAAACCAGAGGCUGAAAAAGUUGCUUUUGUCUGGAAAUUCAAUAGAAGACACAGGAGAGAAGCUGCUACUUGAAGGGUUUAAACAUCCAAAGUGUAAUCUACAGGUACUAGACUUGUUGAACACAAUAUCACAUUGCAAAGCAGAGAACGGAUCAACGGCUUGUCUUCUGUUGAUACUUUAUAAUCAUAUUCUUCCAUUUCAGUGUCGGCGGAAGAGAGAUAAGGAAGGAAGAUGACAACAGCCAUGAAGAAUCGUGAAAUGGUGAUGAAGGUUUAUAAGAGAGCCUUUAAU